AUGGAUAAGCUGCUUUCAUAUGUUCAUUUUCAUGUAGCUCAGUACAUAGCAAAUCAGUACGCCGCAUCUCUCUCUCUCUCUUUCUCUCUUUCUCUCUAUUUGUCUGCCUCUCUCUUUCUCUCUCUCUCUCUCUAUAUAUAUAUUUGUCUGCCCCUCUCUCUCUUUCUCUCUAAUUGUCUGCCUCUCUCUCUUUCUCUCUCUCUCUUUCUAUCUAUUUGUCUGCCUCUCUCUCUUUCUCUCUCUUUCUUUCUAUUUGUCUGUCUCUCUCUCUCUCUCUCUUUGUCUGCCUCUCUCUCUCUCUUUGUCUGCCUCUCUCUCAUUAUUUUCUUCUGCUUAUGUUUGUCUACUCUGUGCAUAACUUUCUCUCUUCCCGUCCGUCUCCCUCUUAAUCUUUGCAUUUCUCUGCCUCCGACUCUAUCUCUUUCUUUACUUCUUCUAAGUGCGUCUGUCUUUAUACGUCUCUCUCUCUCUCUCUCUCUCUCUUCUCUCUUGCAUACCUCUGUGUCACUCUCUGUCUCUUACUGCGUCUCUCUCUCACACUCUCUCUCUCUCUCUUUGCUUCUAAAUCGUCUGUAUGCGAUUUCUAUCCUUUACUCUCUCUAUCUGCCAGUGUGUGCGUCUAUAUACAUUUCUUUCUCUUUCUCUGUCUCUCUGAGUGCAUAUCAGUGUGUCUCUUCCCCUGACGGCAUCUCUUUUCCCCCCUCUCUCUGUGCGUCUAAGUUAAUUUGUCUAUACGGUUCUCUCUCCCUCUCUUUCUGCCUCCGUGUCUAG
Acanthosepion pharaonis is the source of this 771-nucleotide messenger RNA. The record is from the annotation of a GenBank genome assembly. Lineage: Eukaryota; Metazoa; Mollusca; Cephalopoda; Sepiida; Sepiidae.